AUGAGGAACUCCACUCAGAUCCUAUCUCUAUUUCUACUGUGGACUGUAAUCAGCUCAGCAGCUGCCAUACUUGGUCUAACAAUUCCGAAUUCUCUCCGUCAAUAUCAACUAGGUCUAUCACAAAGCCAGCAGCCUAUUAUGGAUAAGCUUAUUCCAGGCUUCGUUAAGCCUCAGCAACCUCCUGUUCCGGAUUCAAAUUCACCUGUCAUAUCUGAUGUCCUACCAAAGACGAAGGGAAUCAAUAUCUUCGCACAACUAACUCGAGACUUUGACCCGAUCGCCUCCCGUCUGAAUGAUGCCUCAAAGAAUAUCACCGUCCUUGCGCCGCGGAACAGUGCUAUCCAGGCGCUGCCAAGAAAGCCAUGGGAAGAUCCGGAGGAUUAUGCUCAGUUUGGUGACGCAAAUGCGUAUGCAGGAGAGAGUGGACAGGAUCGGGCAAAGCGGAAUUUACAGCGUUUUGUAGAAGCCCAUAUCAUUCCUGCUAGUCCAUGGAAGGAGGGCGAGGAGAUGGAAACACUUGGAGGUGAGAAGCUGAAGUGGACAAAGGAGGGAGAUAAGAUAUUUAUUCAACCUGGCAACGUCGAGGUUGACAGCAUUGCAGAGCAAGUGGCCAAUGGAGAAGUCUGGGUACUGAAUAGUGUAAUCAACUACCCAGGGUACCGUUGA
Penicillium malachiteum is the source of this 666-nucleotide messenger RNA. RefSeq lists its product as uncharacterized. The record is from RefSeq and is a predicted model, not a curated record. The coding region runs from base 1 to 666 and encodes 221 amino acids. Lineage: Eukaryota; Fungi; Ascomycota; Eurotiomycetes; Eurotiales; Aspergillaceae. The transcript is spliced from 2 exons.